ACCUCUUGCUUUAUGGAUGGGUGAUCUUGGUGCCGCUUGGCACUUGCAUGUCAGUUCGCUUAGAGCACUGAUGCGGUCGCCCACAAACACGUUCGGGCGGCAAACAAUUUUUCAGAUAUUUUUAAAGCAGAUUUUAUUUAGAGGCGGUGCUUGUAGGUUCCAGAAUAACGUCGUGUCGAAACGCCACUUUUUCCCUACCCCAGGCAAAAGUGUUUGACCACGAGCGGAGUUGGAGUCUGGGGUCGACUGGAUAGGGGGGCGAUUGCCGUUUUCAUUGCAGUUUUUUAUAUUUUAUUUUUGUUUCAUUUUGGUAUUUUUGUCUAGGAUUUUUUGUCUAGGUUUUAUGUCCACAUCAGGAUUUAUUUCGGAUCAUGAACAAACUAUACAUCGGGAAUUUGAGCCCCUCAGUCACCGUCGAGGACUUGAAGCAGCUCUUUAGCGAGAGGAAGCUUCCCCUGACCGACCAGGUUCUGCUCAAAUCCGGCUAUGCCUUCGUGGAUUCCCCCGACCAGAAUUGGGCCAUAAAGGCGAUUGAGACUUUGUCAGGAAAAGUUGAAUUACACGGGAAGGUGAUCGAGGUAGACUACUCGGUUCCCAAAAAACUAAGGAGUCGGAAGAUUCAGAUUCGGAACAUUCCUCCGCACCUGCAGUGGGAGGUUUUGGAUGGCCUUUUAGCACAGUACGGUACCGUAGAAAACGUGGAACAAGUUAACACUGAUACAGAAACAGCAGUGGUGAACGUCACGUACGCAACCAAGGAGGAAGCUAAAGCGGCGAUCGAGAAGCUGACGGGACACCAGUUUGAGGACUACUCCUUCCGGGUGUCGUACAUCCUGGACGUGGACGCGGCCCCGUCCCCCCAGACCCCACGGGCGCGGCGAGCGGGGCGGCCGCAGCGGGACCAGGACGGCCCUCAGCCCGGCCCCUCGGGGGGCCCCGGGGGCCCCCGGCACCAGCAGCAGGACUUCCCGCUGCGCAUGCUCGUCCCCACGCAGUUCGUGGGGGCUAUCAUCGGCAAAGAGGGGCUCACCAUCAAGAACGUCACCAAACAGACCCAGUCCAAGGUGGACAUACAUCGGAAGGAGAAUGCGGGCGCUGCGGAGAAGCCCGUCACCAUCCACUCCACCCCCGAGGGCUGCUCCUCCGCCUGCCGCAUGAUCCUGGACAUCAUGCAGAAGGAGGCCAAUGAGACCAAGGUAGCUGAGCAGAUUCCUUUGAAAAUCCUGGCGCACAACAGUCUGGUCGGGCGGCUUAUUGGGAAGGAGGGUCGCAACCUGAAAAAGAUCGAGCAAGAGACAGGGACCAAAAUCACCAUCUCCUCUUUGCAGGACUUAACCAUUUACAACCCCGAGCGGACCAUCACGGUGAAGGGCAGCAUACAGGCCUGCUGCAAAGCUGAGGAGGACAUCAUGAGGAAGCUGAGGGAGGCCUACGAGAACGACCUCGCUGCUGUAAACCAACAAGCCAACUUCAUCCCGGGGCUCAACCUGAACGCGUUGGGGAUCUUUUCCACGGGCCUGUCGGUCCUGACGCCCCCGGCAGCCGGACCACGUGGAGCAGCCUCCACGCCCCCCACCGGCUACGGUGCCUAUCUGAGUCACUCCUCACAUCUGGGCCGGCUUUAUGGAGUCCCGCCUACCAGUGCCCUAUCCCACCAGCACACAGCUCCGGAACAGGAAGUGGUCUACCUCUUUAUUCCAACUCAGGCCGUGGGCGCGCUCAUUGGCAAGAAGGGCCAGCACAUCAAGCAGCUGGCGCGCUUCGCGGGAGCCUCCAUAAAGAUCGCCCCAGCAGAAAGCCUCGACGUGCCUGAGAGAAUGGUCAUCAUCACAGGGCCCCCUGAAGCUCAGUUUAAGGCUCAGGGCCGGAUAUUUGGGAAGCUGAAGGAGGAGAACUUCUUCACGGCGAAGGAGGAAGUGAAGCUGGAGACGCACAUCAAAGUCCCUUCCUCUGCGGCGGGACGCAUCAUCGGCAAGGGAGGGAAAACCGUCAAUGAGCUGCAGAACCUCACCAGCGCAGAGGUCAUUGUACCGAGGGACCAAACUCCAGAUGAAAACGAUGAGGUCUUCGUUAAAAUAAUCGGCCAUUUCUUUGCCAGCCAGACCGCACAGCGAAAGAUCAGGGAGAUCAUUCAGCAGGUCAAACAGCAGGAACAGAAACACAAGCAGGGAGCUCCCUCGCCGCACCACUCCAAGUGACCAGCAGAGCGGCGCCGCUGAGCAUCGGCCGACGAAUGUAGCUCCUCCCGAACCGGAGAGAGGUGGAGGAGAGGAGAGGAGAGGAGAGCAGCCGGGGCGGGGAGGAAAGCAUGAGGAACUAAACCAAAGAACUUUACUCGUGGAAUGUGCGAGCCGCGGGCUCGUGGGCUUCCUGUGCACUGCCAACACAGACGAAACUGGAGAAUGCAGACGAAAGGGGACGUUUUCCGAACGAAAGCGGCAGACGAAAGUGCGAAAGAGAAACGAUUCUGAGAGAGUAUUCCGUAGUCCCGUGUAAUGCUGCCCCUUUAGCUGGAGUAACAUAGGCCUAACACAGACAGACUAAAAGUCGUAUUAAUGUAAGUCGGUUUCAUGACACAGUGGGAGAGUGGGGCUUAAAAGCAAAGGCAUUGACAUUCAGAUUGUAAGUUUUGAUAUUGUUAGCAGUAUUAAUAUAUAAAUAUAUAUUAGGAACAAUAAUAUAUAUUAAUCAAGGGUAAUGAAUGGAGUUUAUUCUCAUACUGCAGGCAAAAAAAAGGCUGUUUAGAUUUGAUUCAUCACAGGCAAUAGCAGAGGGCACAGCCAAACACAUUUGAGCACGUCUGCUAUGCAUUUGAAGCAAAAUGUUUUAAGGAAACAUCCAAGCAGAAAAGGUGAUAAAAAAAACUUGGAAAUCUUUAUGGGUUGUUUUGAAUCCUUGUCACUUAACCUCAUGCAUGCCAACACCAGGGGUGGCGUCCCUUUCAAAUGUUUUUGUGACGAUUUCUUCAGUCGCCCUUGUAUGUUGCUGCUUUCAUUCUGAUCCACCUUUUUUCACCUGGAUUUUUAAAAAAAAGUUUCAUUAACUAUUAAUUAAUCGGCAGCAUUUUGGGCAUUGAGAUGAAUUCUACUUCAACCAUUAGGAUAACGAAGAAAAAUGCAUCGCAAAGACUAAGAAGGUACUAAUCCUACUAUUAAUCCUACUAUAUACAUACAGUGUGUACAUAUGUGUUGUCUGAGGAAAUGCAGUUUGGAAGCUGUUUUCAAAUUGGCUGCCCUAGAGAGGGAGAUGUCUUUUACAAAGAUACCAACAAUAACCACAAAGAACAACCACUGUAAAACUGACGUCUUAACACGGCGCACCUUUUAUUUGUUGAGUAGUAGCCGAGAGCCAUAGGCUCAUUUUAAUAGAAUGUGCAGCACAUUUUUGCCUUAUGCUGAGUCUUGAAGUCAAGUAGAGUGAGAAACUGUGACCUAAGGCGCCUGUUUGGCACUGUGUUUAUGAAACGGAACAGUGAAGCACUUCGUACGCUUUGGCACACACACACACGCACACACGCACACACACUGUCACACACACACACAAACAUAGCUGCCUUUGGCUUUACAUCUCUCCUUCAAGAAGCUAAGAGAGCUGUGAUUGCUUGACACACAGCCUUUUUUGAAACAUUUCCCUGUAAAAGUUU
This is a messenger RNA of Anguilla anguilla (European eel), 3643 nucleotides long. Its product is annotated as insulin-like growth factor 2 mRNA-binding protein 2. The coding region runs from base 372 to 2198 and encodes 608 amino acids. The transcript has 16 exons. Gene Ontology annotation, molecular function: mRNA 3'-UTR binding. Lineage: Eukaryota; Metazoa; Chordata; Actinopteri; Anguilliformes; Anguillidae. Gene Ontology annotation, cellular component: nucleus; cytosol; cytoplasm. The record is from RefSeq and is a predicted model, not a curated record. Gene Ontology annotation, biological process: regulation of gene expression; nervous system development.